ACAUGGGCAGACAACUUGAUCAUUGUUUGAUAGUAGUGUCAUCAAUAUUUUCCAAGUCUAAAGCGAACAGCUGCUUUAAAGCCCCAAAAGUGAAAAGUUCGUAUUAUUUAAUUUAUGAUAUAACUGCCCACAGCCAAUUCUCUUGUCUCAAUUUCUUAGCCGUUCUGAUUCAAUUAUGAACAGACACCACAAACUAUUACUAUUGACAUUAUUUUUGUAUUUAUGAGAAACAAAGGCAAAAUAAGGCAAGGUUUUAAUUUUAAUGAAGUUUGCCAGUUGGCUAGCAUAGUAAUAGCCUAUAACAAUUUGUAGAAACAAUGUCAUCAUGAUAAAUUCAUAUUUUUAUAAAAUAAAUUAUCCAUUCACAAUUUCUAAAUCUCAUCAAUUUUGUCAGGCUUAAUUAAAUUAUGAGAAGCUACCAAAUUAUGAACCUAAGAAUAAUGAUAAUAUAUAUUGAAUUUCAAUUGAAUUUGAAUAAAUCCACUUUUACUUAGCUGAUUGAAUAGUUGGUAGGCUACACAUAAAGACAGAAUAAAAUAAUAUUACGGAAUGAUUUAUGAAUUAUGAACGUAAGAAUAAUGAUAAUGAUAAUAUAUAUUGAAUUUCAAUUGAAUAAAUACACUUUUACUUAGCUGAUUGAAUAGUUGGUAGGCUACACUUAAAGUUAAAGACAGAAUAAAAUAAUAUUAAGGAAUGAUUUGGCCUAAUGCGUAAGAAAAUUGAACAUGUCAGAGAGAGAAUCCAGCAUUCUUUCUUUUUUUCUAAUUAUUUAUGCUCUCUUAUACUUAUGACUUAUAUUUGCACAACUACCCCAAAAAAUUGACACAUUUUGUAAAAAAGAAAUAUAGCUCUUUACUUUAGUAAAUUAAAUACAGUGCAUAUUGACAUUGUCUAAAAAUGUGCUGGUCUUGAUGGGGGAGCAGAAAUUGAGGACACCCACUGAGUGAACUGUGGGGUGGGGAUGGAUUGAUUAUUUAAAAAUGCAGGGAUGCAUUUUGGUACAUAAUAUAUCUGAAUUUAGCUUUGCAUCAUUCUACACUAACAAGAGAAUAAUGGAAGAAACUAAUACUAGUGGAAAUUUAGUUUUGCUUUACCUAGCUGUGUUUCUAUAUAUAUAUAUAUAUAUAUCCGGCAAUCCUCCGAAGUCCGGUCCCAAAUUCUUUCCAAUGAUUACUCCUUACUUAAAAGUCUUGGGCAUCAUUCUGUUUUGAAAUUCAUGUUUGGGUUAUUGGACGAUGUUGGAUGGAGGUUGUCAGCCGUCGAGAUGCACAAACACUCGAGUGCAUUAUCACUAAUUAUGUGUUAUCAGGGACAACUAUCGUCAAGGACGCUUGGCAAGGAUAUCAAAAUGUCGCUCAGCUGAACAACGGGAUUUAUGCUCACGCUGUCACUGUGCACGCGCGUGAAAUUGUUGAUCCAGUAGACCAGGACAUUCACACAGAAACAAUUGAAGGACUUUGGAUGCAAACGGAAUGUAAACUCAGCUAUCAGAGUGGUUCUACUCACUGCCUGUUUGCCAGCUACUUGGGAGCCUUUCGGUGGCGCAACAGUCACAAGCAGAACGUUUUCGGCUGCUAUUUGCAAAUGCUAUGCGCCAAUUACAAUAUUUAGUAUUUACUAACUGGUUUGUAAAGUGACAGUUUGUUGCAAAAGCUAUGACUGACAUUUCUGCUUUUUUCUAACAAUACACACUGUGCAUUGCAAUUUUUUUCAUACGAAAUAAUUUGGGACCGGACUUCGGAGGAUUGCCUAAUAUCCUUUAAUUUUAGUAGUUACUAAAUAGUAAUAUUAAAAAAAAAACUUAUUAUUUAAUAUUUCUAAUUUGAAUCAAUUUUAAAAAAUCAGUCCAAAAAUUGGUGCCGGUAUACCAGAAUAGGGCAUACCAUACAGUGGAAUAGCCCAUACCAUCACAUAUAUUUAAACAUGUGCUUUUUUAUAUAUCAGUAUAUAAAUUUGAAAGUAGCAUUUUUCCCAAGAAUGAAAAUAAGCCCUGAUUGAAUGCUGAAAUAAAAUGUCACAAUAAAAAAAAAAACACCUAGUCUUAUCAUCCAUCCUGUGGCGCUACAGCCCAUGUAGGGCUUUGGCCUGCCUCACCACUUCCUUCCACUCAGACCUAACUAAUGCCUUUCUUUUUCAUGCUUGGACUUUCAACUGUUGUAGAUCUUUCUUUUUCCACAUCAUCUAUCCACCUAAGCCUAGGUCUUUGAGCCUUUUUCAUCUGGGGCAUUGGUGAUGCACCCUCUUCGUUCCUCUGUCAUUUGGCAUUCUCUAUUCUCUCUGCCUCUUUUUUAUUUCUGCUACUAUCGUGGGAUCCUGAUAUAGACUUUAUAAUUCAUAGUUGGUUCAUAUUCUCCAUCCAUAUUCUUCCUUUGUUGACCCAUAUAUUUUCCUGAGAACUUUCCUCUCCCCUGUGUUUAAUAGGUUUAAUAGGUUUUCUGCUGUUUUUGUUAGGGUCCAGGUUUCACUUGCAUAUGUUAAAACUGAUCUAAUAACAGUUUUAUAAAUAGUUUUCUUUGUUUCUCUUGUAAUGUUUUUACUUUUGAGUAUUUUCUGAUUACUGAAGUAUGCCCUGUUUCCUGCUGAUAUUCUUUCUUUUAUUUCUGUUAGUAAUUCAUUUCUUUCAUUUAACAAACAUCCUAGGUAUUUGCAUUGAUUUACUUUUUCAAAAGUCUGGUUUCUAAUUUUAAUUGCUUGUUUGUUCUUCUCUUCUCAUGGUCAUGUAUUUUGUUUUUUGGUUGUUAACUUCCAGCCCUGCUUGUAGAGAUGCGUCUUCUAAUUCAAUAAAGGAUUUUGAUAUGUCUUUAAUACUUUUUCCUAGAAGUGCUACGUCAUCAGCAUACCGGUAUGCAAGAUACUGAAGUGGUUGGUUAUAGAGUGUGCCCGUUGGUUGUGGGUCUUGAGUUUCCCUCAGAAAGUAUCCUGUUAUCGUUCCUCAAGUGUCAAUGUGUAUGUUUCUAAUAACUCUCUAUAAUGUUAAGUUAAAAAGCAUACAAGACAGUGAGUCUGCCUGUCUUAGGCCUCGUCUAAUAUGAAAUUCCCUUGAAUAUUCUCCUUGAAUCUUGAUUUUGCUUUUUGAGUUGUUUAGUGUUACAUGUAGUAGUCUAGUCAGUUUGUUGGGUAUCCCAAACUCCUGCAGAGUCUCAUUUAGAUAGUUUCUUUUGAUGCUGUCAAAGGCCAUUUUAUAGUCAACAUAGAGUUGAUGUACUGGUAUCUAUUCAUAGCAUUUCUCUAAUAGGCAUCUGAUGGUGAAAAUCUGAUCAGUCGUUGAUCUGUUAGGCCUGAAUCCACUUUGGUAAUCACCUAGUAUUUCUUCAGUGUAAGGUUGUAGUCUUUUGGCAAUAAGCUUUGUCAGUAUUUUGUAUGCAACAUUUAAUAGGGAGAUUUCUCUGUUAGUUUGUGCACUGAAGUUUGAAGUCUUUCUGGUGUAUUGGGGUUAUUAAUGCUGUUUCCCACUCUGUCGGGAUUCUCUCUUCUUGUCAAAUUUUAGUUAUAAGUUUAUGUAUCUGAUUGUGUAGUUCUUGACCUAGUCCUAUAGCUUUCUUUUAUAUUAUCUCUAUGAAUGACUGCUUGGACUUUUAGAGUACAUCUAUUUUCUGGACUGUACAAAGCUGUAUAGCCCUACUACACUUAUUUUAUUUAGUAGAAUAUAAAACAUACACACAUGGAGUUGCCUUUGAAUUUUAAAAAAAUAAAAUUUAAAGAAAUUUUACUUUCAACCUAUGUAUGUAGAUUACCUGAUCUGUAUGUUUGAGCAAUGUCACAAGAGCUUGCUACAGAUGAUUCAGAUCUGACCACUAAUAACAACACAGGGCACAUUGUUGUGGAUAAUGCAGAGAAUAACAAUGUUGGUGGAGCCUCACUUUAUAACAAAGAAGAUGAUGACAAUAGUAAUGUAGCAGUUACAACAUCUGUAGACAACACAUCUGAAGUUGACAGUGAUGCCAAGGGACAUAGCAAAAAUAUUGGUGCCUCACUCUAUGGCAAAACAGAUGAAAGUGGUAUGGAUAAUGAAGGUAAAUAAUGUUCAACAUUAGUGGGUAAAGAGCUAAUAACAGUGCAUAGAUAAUUUGAUCUCACAUAAAUAAGAUACAUUUAAUGUUUCAUGUGCUAUAGAUAAUAAAGACGUUCAAAUAUUAAAUGUCAUCUUUAAAAUAAUUGAUAUGUUUAAAAAAAAACCGAUACAUAUUAAAAUUAUAUAGUUGAUUUUAAAAUUGUAUUCAAACUAUGUGUUACAUUCAUAAUAACAAUUUAGAGACAACAAAAUUACACCAUUUUAUCAUUUAAUAGCUUUUAUCAUAUAUAAUAUAUCCUAAACCAUACAAAAUGCAAUGGGUUGAAGGUUGUGGGGUAUGGACAUCAUCUGCAUCAAUACCAGUAUAUUUAUAUGGCUGACUUUGGUUGUUUUUGCUCUGAACUACCACUAUCUUAAUUCUUAUCUUCUUACAAUCCUACUGACUCCUGAAUAAUUUAAUUAACUAUAUAAAAUUAAUUGAUAUUAGUGUACAAUAUUUAAUUUAGGAAGAAUGAUAGAGGCUCAGAAAUUCUGACAAUUGUAUUGUUUUAUGGUUGAAUACUGCUGGUAAAGUAAAACUCCUUGUUUAUUCUGUCUAUAUUAAGGGAGGUUAGAUAUUUAUAAUGAUACAAUUAAAAGAUUUGUAAAUUCAAUUUUUCCUUUUGAUAGAUUAUCAUAUGUUGAAAAUGGCUGGGAUGAAAUAAAACAUUAGUUACUAAGAUAACAUCAGUUAUUGUACAUUCUUUGGAAAUGUUUCUAUUUUUUUAAAACCACUUUGCAGAUGAUAUUUGGCUAAGUGAUGAUGAGGAUGAAGAUGAAAACUACACAGAUGAUGAAACAGAACCAGAUCCUUCAUCUUUGUCACGAGUUCCAGUUCCGAUUUCAGACUUGCCUCAGACAGUUACCCUCCUUGAGAAAGAUGGAUGCCUUGUUUACAUUGUUGGUACUGCACAUUUCAGUAAGGAAAGUCAGGAUGAUGUUUCAAAGGUAACUGAUAAAUUAUUGUUUGUCUUAUAUUUUUUUGGUUCUUUUGUUGGUAAAUGUGAAGAGAUAGCACCAUGUUUUUUUUACUUUGGUUGCUGCGACCAGCGAACUUAUGUCCUAAAUGUAUCCCUAAACCUAACCUGAACCCUAAAUUUAUCCAUAACCUGGGUUUUGACCCUAUCGGAAUCAGGGUGCUAUCUCUUCACAUUAGCCCUUUUGAUUUAUACAUAUUUUCAUAAGUCUGAUAAGAGCUAAUUUAUAUAUUAAUAAUCAUGUGGUGCUUAAAAUAUCCUGAUUAGACAUGAUGAUAUUGGUGUUUUUGUUUUGGUUAGAUACAAGAUAGCAGUCUUUUUCCUUUAAGAAAUGAUUUAUUUACAUGUGUAUAUAGCUUUAAUAUAUUUCUUGAAAUUUUAGCCUGUAUUAUGAGUGUAGUUAUUUGAGAUACGUAAAUCUGUUAAUAAUAAUAAAUAAUAUCUUAACAGUUCUUUCUAUUUCAUAGUUUGAACAGUUUUCCUAGUGUGCAGAUGCUUAAUGUGGGCCAUUUAGAAUUAUUUUAUUCAAUUAGUGCAAAGCAAUAAUCUACAUUAUUUUUGAUGAUCUAUCAUGUACAUUAUAUUGAAUGUCAUGUACAAGUAAGAAAUAGCAUUUUCUCCCUAACUUAUUUGAGUGUUAUAUAUUGAAUUUUAAAAUCAAAUACUUUCACUGAAACCUGAAUCCACUUGAAUAGAUAUGGAAUAUUAUAUUGUAUAUGUCUAAUAUUUAGUUUUGGUAACUUGAUUUUACUUGAACAAAAGGUUAUACGGUCAACUAAACCUCAUGUCAUCAUGGUGGAGUUGUGUCAGAGCAGAGUCAACAUACUCAAAAUGGAUGAAGAGAAGAUUCUAGAGGAGGCUAAAAAUAUUAACAUGAGUACUAUUCAGCAUGUCAUCAAAAAGGUGAUUCCUUUUUGUCAUUUUAUCUAAAUGUUGUCUAUCCUAGCCUAUUAUCUCAGGUAAGUUCUUCUAGUAAUCUCAUCUAAAUGUUGAUUAUCCUAGUCUGUUACCUGAGGUGAGUUCUCCUAAUCUAUUAUCUUUAUAAUGAUAUAAAUUCAAUUUUGUGACAUCCUCUUCUUAGUCAGAGUAAAGAAAAUAUAAUAAACUGGAAAGAUCCUUUAUAAUAAUAUAAACCUGAUCUAAUAAAUACAAGUAACAGACCAAUAUGCUCAACAUUUCCUUUACUUGACAGUGACAGUACCAUUAAAACAGUUUAUGACUAAAGGCUUAUCUCAAUAGCGGUACCAUAAUUGACUGUCCACUUUCCAUGAAAAGAAGGUGACUGCUUUGUUUGCAGUGACAUGGUCCAGGGUUAGAGGAUACAAAUUGUAAACUAUACAAAGUCAGCACGCAAAUUUUAGUGUCUUGAUCACUGUGAGCCAAUCCUCAUGCUCAAGACUGAUCACAGAUUGAAAUGGGGAUAUCACAAGAUAAUAAUGAAAGUUUAUUCAAUUUAAUUAUGGUUUUGAACAAAUCAUUGAAAAAAAAAAGAUGAGUAAAAAGAAAUUAUUUUUUAAAAAAAUUAAAAAAGUAACGCACGAAUUGUCUAAUUUUUGCUUGUGAACAUAAGGAAAUUUUAGGUCACCAAGACUGUAAACAUAAAGAUAAUAAAUAGGACGAGUCAGUCUGGGUUUGAGUUUCAAGUAAAAGAAGUGUUGGACAUUUUCACUCAGCGUUUGUUGCACAAUUUCACUCUGUGUUUAUUGCACAAUUUUACUCAGUGUUUAUUGCACAAUUUUACUCAGUGCAUAGUGCAAAAAUUGUUUAUUGCCCAAUUUUACUCAGCAUUUAUUGCAAAAUUUCACUCAGUAUGUGUUGUUUAAAAAGGUCAAGUUCACUUUUAUAUGUCUUGUACCGGGUACAAUAUGCUAUUAGAAAAUAUAUGUUUAUAUGGACAGCUGAAUGAAUAUUCCACACAAAUCAGGCAUUUUAGUUGGAUAUAAUCAAAAUGAUUAGAACAGCUUUGAAGCCACAGCACAAAUAAAUUUGUUUCUUUGUGGGUUAAGAAUACCUCUCGAUGCAAUGCUGCAUAAUUAUAGAUAAAAUUGCAUGUAACAGCUUGCUAAUUGUUAAAAAUAAUUAAUUGGUAAUUCAGCUCAUAAUCUGAGAUGUUGAUGCAUCAUGUGAUGAAACUCUUCUGUGUUAUUUUUAGUUUUCUCUAUAUCUUUUUUUUCUUUAAUUCUAGAAUGGACUAAUGCAAGGCAUCCUUAAUAUCCUGCUAUUAAAUAUGUCAGCCUACAUCACCAAGGAGCUUGGCAUGGCUCCAGGUGGAGAGUUUCGAGUGGCAUUUAAUGAGGUUAGGUGACCGGUUUUUAAAAUGUAUGAUUUUUUUUUGGGUGCCUUUACGGCAGAAAAAAAUUAUUGUUACUAAAAUUAAUAACUAUAACUGUGAUUAUAAUGUCUAUUGAAUAACAAAACAGUUAAAUUCAGACCAUUUUCAUGGAUAAACAAAGCUACUUUUUAAACAGCUAUUAUUUCCUCUUGCACUAGAGAGAUUUUAUCAUUAACUCUGUUGGCUUUAAUUACACCAAUCGAUAAUCAUAAAAAACAAAUAAAAUUAACGUAUGCAGUUAGAAAUAUCUGCGCUUUUUUUGAGGUCAUGAACAAAAUUUAUUUAUUUAUUUUGAACACCCAUAAACAUUUUCAUGCUCUCUCCUACUCAAAAGGCACAAAAGCUGGAAGGUGGCUGCAAAUUCAUUUUGGGUGACCGACCGAUUCAGAUCACAUUGAGAAGAGCACUAGCAUCACUAAGUAUAUGGCAGAGAUUAAAAUUAGCUUAUGCAAUCCUGUUUUCCAAGGAACCCAUAACGUACGUUAGCUUUGCAGCCUAUCUCCCACUUUUUAAAAUGAACCAUCUUUUUAUCUUAAAGCUUUUUUUAAAAAGUCUUUAUUAUCCUCAGUGACAAAAUUAAAAACAUGGUUUAAUGUUUUUAAUUAUUAGGUUAAAUUUUAUGGCAUAUAAAGCAAUCAACUAUGGACAUCAAUUUGACAAAUUGUAUUAUUUGUUCAACCUGAUUUUUACUGUAAAGAUAAUUUCAUCAAAGCAAAAAUCAUGAAUAUCAGCAAUUGCAUAUUGCAGGAAGGAAGAUGUUGAAAAGUGUAAACAAAAAGAUUUGCUUGAACAAAUGAUAGAAGAAAUGACUGGAGAAUUUCCAGCCCUUGGUAGAGUCUUUGUGAAAGAACGAGACAUUUAUCUUGCGCACUCACUACGGAAAAUUGCACAACCCAUUAUUUGUCCUGAUGCACCAGAUGGUAAGAAUUAAAAAUAAAUAUGUUAAAUGUCUUUUUAUUUAAAAUAUAAACCUCUUGAACAUAACUGUUGUAUUUUAUAUUCAAUAUAAUAAGAUUAAUUUCCUCUUAGUGUUAAAAAGGAGGUAAUUAUUCUAACUUUGACACUGAAAAGAUUAAGUAGUUUUCCAAAAAUGAAGAAAACAAUUGUUAAUACAAAUAACACUGAUCUCUAGUGAAAAAAUGUUGUUAGAAGUGUUUGAAAGAUCUAUAUUUACUGGGGGGGGGGGGUGUGUUGUCAGAUAGCCUAUGGAAUUCAAUUGGGGGGGAGUUAAUAAUCAAGAAUAAUCAAGAAUUUGUUUUGCUUACAAAAUAUAUAGUUACAUAUCUUAAAUUUGUUACAUAAUUAUUUAACUAGGCAUGCCCCCAACUAUUUCAGGUAAAGUUCCUUGUGUUGUGGUCGGUGUUGUUGGUAUUGGCCAUGUACAAGGUAUUAAAGACAACUGGGACAAGGAAUUGAACAUUGAUGAGAUUUGCAAGUAAGACAGUCGACUAUAUUAUCAAAACAUACUAAAGCUUUCAUUACUUCUUGUAAUCUGUGGAAUAAUAAGCAGAAUAAUUUUUAACCGCACCCUCACAAAUUGCUAAAUAAAAUUAUUUGAAAUAUAGUUAUUUAAUUUUUAAAGAUAAUUAUAGGAGCCAGAAUGAUCAAUACAUUGAUCGUGGGCGCUCAAAAUAUAGAAGAAGAAGAAAUAACGUUGGAACAAUACAGUAGAGUUGCAAUCCAUUGCUAAUUCCUUUAGGUUAAUUUUCUUAGUCUAUUAUUCCCUCUGUAGUUUCAACUUUUUCAAUGUCAAUUAAAUAAUUAAAUUUUUUAAGUCUGAAAAAUAUACAUUUCGUAACACUCAAUUUAGUAAUGAAAAAAACUGAAAAGUGUGAAAUGUUUGUAAUUAUGUUUUCAGCAGCACUGAAUUCCCAGAGUUGCAUAGUUUUUUUAAAUUUAUCAACUCUUUUGCAUAACCACUAUCUUUUCAGGUUACCAACAGCUACUGUGGUGUCAGUUUUGGCCAAAUGGGGCUUUCGACUGGGUACUCUAGGCUUGCUUACAUAUGGAUGUUAUCGAAUAUCUAAAUUGACUUUAAUUCCAUGGAUAACAGCUAUAAUUAAAUAAAAGCAUUCUCAAGCUACAUCUCUCCCCACCAACUUUGACCCAACCCCUAACAGGUUGUGAAAUUUAUUACACAACCCGUCAUUGUGUCUUAAAUAUUAGUUAAUUUACUCAGUGCUAGAUGUUUCCACCAAUCCUUGCAUAGAUUAACUGAUAUCCUCACACAAUGCGCUCUAGUCAGUUCAACCUCUCAAAUUACUCAGGUGGAAGGUAAAUAAGAAGAGACUCUGAAAACAACCAUUUCUACAUACUUAUUAAAUAACUUCUUUGAGACACAACAGCUCAUUUUUUUCUCUUUUAUAUAAUUGUGAUUAUGAAAUUCAGCUUGCAAUAUUUAUAUUUGAAAAUUACCAUGUUAUCUUCUGGUAAUUCUCUAUUUACCCAAUUUGAAGUGUUACAUUUUUCCUUAACGUUUAAGAACUAUUUUUCAUGACCUAGGCAAUGUUUAAUUUAAUAUUAUUGUGUCUGGUUUUAUAAACAUUUAUUUUUAAUAUGCCUAUGUCUCAAGUUUUUUUGAGAAAUUUUACUGGGAUUUUGGGAGUUUUUUUUAUAGUUUAAAAACAAUGUGAAAAAAAGGACAUUUUUUGUAGCUUUGCAUGGGUAUUUUAAGUUAUAUUAUUAAAAAAAUGUUGUUUCAAAUGUUCAGAUUAUCUUUUAGUAUUUCUGUUUUAUAACUAAAAAUGUAUUAAUUUAUAGGAUCUAAAGGUAAAUAUGAAGUCACUAUCUCAUAAUUGUGAAAUUUUUCAAUAAAAGUAAAACCAUACUAAUUUAAAAAUAUAUUUGAAACAAUUUUUAUUUUUCUUCUUCUCCACAAGCAAAUAUUUUGUUGUUUAUUAUUGAUUCUUUUUCUUUUCUUUGGUAGAGUAAAGGUGGCCAGCAAAAUGGUCUCCUGAUGCUGCAUUAAAAAUAAACUCCAUGUCAUCAAGAGCAUUACAUAGUUUUAGGCUUUUUCUAUAGACAUAUCUCAUAAAGCAAUUUAAAAAAUGAGAGAGUUAUAAAGGAUCGCCAAAUUUUAAAAAUAACUUCUUGAGAAGUGUAAUUUAAGGUGAGACUUUUUCUUUUAUCAGGAAGUUUUUUUGAAUGAAUCUGAAUAAUUGUAGUAAAUAGUACCUUGCCACCAACACCCACAUCAUAAAGAAGACACAUCUGCUACAGGCAACUGAUGAGUGACUGACUGGUAAACCUAUAUAGCAUCCAAGCAUAACCUAAGUGUGAGAAGAAGCUGAAGAGCAGUACUUGAUUUUUGUGCAAACAGCUGAGAUGCAGAGUUAUGGCCCUAUUAUUAGUUUUUGAAUUAUAUUUCUGAUGUAAAUAAGCUAGGAGAUGCAUAACUUUUAAUUUUAUCACAAUGCAGAAAAAUUACAGUUCUGUAACUGGUUUAGAAAAUGUGGAUAACAUUCUGUGUUUUAUAGACAGGAUGGAAACACUAUGGAUUGGUUCAUGAGUUCAAUUAAAUGAUGUGGCUUCUUAUAGAUAGAUAUUAUUUUAGCAAAGCACUCCUAACAUAAAAUGAACAAUUGUAUCUUAUUUUUAACAUUAGAUCAUAAUUUUGAGAGAUUGACUUCUAGCAUACAGACUUUUUGUUUUGCAAGAAUUGCAAAUGUCUUAAAAUGUAAAUAUUUUACCAGACAUGUACAUUUGUAAGCUGUUUAAGUGAAUGCAUGGGAAGAAUGUGUUAAUGGUAACAAAAAGCACAAGGUAAAAAAUCUUUUAUUACAUUUUAAGCGAACGUAGUUUCCUUUUCUUUUAAAUAAAAGAUAAAUUGGUUAUGGUAAUUUGUAAUCAUUUUGAAGCCUGUUGAUUAUUAUCAUAGAAGUAGAAGACCAAUAACCAUGUCCUACUAUGGGGUAAAUGCUUUUUAAAAUAGUUCAAUGACUCAUGUUUAAAAUAAAAAAAAUUUAAAAAAGAAGACAAGGAAAUUAAAGGGGGUAAAAACAUAACUCUAUAUUUUAAAUUAUUGGUUCAAGGUAUAUUCACUAUACUUUUUAACAGAAGAGUUAAAUAUUCUCUUAUAUUUUACAAUUACUUUCCACUUUGUAAAUAUUUUUCUUAACUCUGCAUUCAUAAUGAUGCAUUAAUAGUUAAUACUUUUUCAGUUGUUAUUUAUUUUUUUAUCUAAUAAAGUGAUAAUAAUUAAUAAAUUUGUAUUUUGUGGUUAUUCAAGGAACAGUGAAGGUUCAGGUGUCAAGCUGACAUUUAACUGUCAAUCAACAAAACUGCAUGUGCCA
Messenger RNA from Lymnaea stagnalis (great pond snail), 11652 nucleotides. NCBI's taxonomy places the organism in Eukaryota, Metazoa, Mollusca, Gastropoda, Lymnaeidae. The record is from the annotation of a GenBank genome assembly.